AGCAGCAACCUCCCUCCUUCCUUCCUCCACAUAGAUACACACACCGAUCACUUCAGGUAUAUCUGGCGUCCGAUUCGGAUUAAGCAUCCUUAUACCCCCCCCCCCACCAAACUUUCGUUCUUCACCUCCCAAAAUCCACGCUGUAGGCAAUCCAUGACUUGCAAAGACUCUCCUGCUUCCAUCUUCAGUCCCUUGUCGGACUGCGUGAUUGAAGAAGCAAGUGCCAGGGACAGUAUCAGCAAUCACGAUGGGUUCCUCACUAUCAAUGCACCUAAUACGGCGCAACCUUCUACUGAACACACAUUGGAUCGAUACCUCGAAACACCCACUCUAGUCAUUCCCGAUCGUCCCUUCCGCACCCAUUUUUUCGCUUCUGAAUUCGCGAGUGAGCGGCGGGCUUAUAUCAAAGCUGUUGCUCUAAGCACCCUUUGGACGGCCUUGGUUAUAAUCAGUGUCCUUAGCAUAUACUGGGGCACUUUGUGGAAACUGGAUGAGCAUGCUUACAGACUGAGAGGUGUGGUGGUAGACUUCGAUCAAGGAGAUAUUGGGCAGGCUAUUCUACGCGCUUCACAGGAGCAGACAGGCUCGCCUCGACAGAUCACCUGGACAGUUGAAAAUCCUUCCGCCUUCAAAGAUGCUUCGGGUGUGGCGCAGCUCGUCUUGGAUGAGCGGUAUUGGGUUGCAGUUGUCGUGCAACCCGGCGCUACUGAUAACCUGAGGAAAGCCGUCUCUUCAGCGGAUGCAGCUUAUAACGGCUCAGCAGCGGUAACUGUGUAUAUUUCGCAAGCUCGCCAGGAACAGGCGUACUCCCAUUUCAUUUCACCGCAAGUCAGAGACGUGUUGCAAACAGCCCAACUUUCAUUUAGAAAUCAAAACGCCAAAUCACUCUCUCACUUUUCAAACUUCAAUCUUACCAAUCUGAUGCAAAAUGCACCUCAAACGAUACUCGAUCCAUUUGAUUUCCAAGUGAACGACUUGAGGCCUUUCGAUGUGCCAGUCACCACUGCCUUGACGGCUAUAGGCUUAAUUUACGUGGCGUUUGCCGCCUUGGUCUCAUGCACACAUAGCCUUCAGGCACGAAACCGACUUGGUUUGAAUGACAAACUGACAUUGAAAUCCCUCCUCAAAGUGAGGAUAUGCUCGCCCUUGAUCUCUUACUUUUGGCUAUCCUUCUCUUAUGCUCUCUUGAGUGUGUUCUUCCAUGUACCUUUCGGCCGAUUUCGCAAUGCGGGCGGCUUCCCGCUAUGCUGGCUUAUGUUCUUUCUCGGGAUGAGUGCCCUGGGACUCACAAUAGAGGUAGUCACAAUUAUCCUUACACCUCAAUACGUGUCUUAUUUCAUGAUUUUCUGGAUAAUAUGGAAUAUUUCCGUUUGCUACCUUCCUCUUGAUGUCUUACCCAGCGUCUAUGGAUACGCUCACAUGGCACCUUUCUAUAAUAUCAGUAGAGCAGCAAGAAGUAUUAUUCUCGACGGCAAGAACGAACUUCUGAUUAAUUUUGCAGUUCUACUAGCUUGGACCGUCAUUUCAAUCAUCAACAUCAUUCUCUGUGAGCUUUGGAAAAGAAGAAAACUACCAAUCUUUCGAAAUCGAAAAGCCUCCUAUGCUUAAGGAGAAUGAGAAGCAUCGCUGUAAAAUUAUCUUUUCGCACCAGUUGGCCGUAUUUUUCGGCUCUGCUAUCAAAUCAAUCCUGUCUAAUUUUUUCGGCUUCUCAGUCCUGAUUCUCGACUGACCAGCCGUCCGAUGCACAUCGGAUUCACUUCUACCCUGAACAAGCUCAGCCGCACCAAGUUCCGGUCAUACCCAAUAUAAUCAUUUCCAUAGACAUUAUUACUUCGACAUCAUUCGACUUCAACCUGAAAACCACAUCCAUAGGCCGCAAUUUUUGUCAAUUAACCGCUGUGUUCACUUCGCUCCCCCUCUCCCCCUCUUCAAAAGCGCACCUGUUUUGUUGUCUUGUUUUCACUUUUAGCAUCCCUUUCAAAUCGAUUUUCAUUCCCUAUGCUUUUCACCAUUCAAUAUCAGAACUCCACUCUACAAUAUUGUUUCUUAUACCUUCCAAUUGUCAAUAAUUUUUAGGACUGUAUAACACGAAUUUUAUCCGUCAAGAAUUCCUGGACUAUAUUAUCACGAACUGAGACGGUUGUAGACCUAAUUCCUCUUGUAUAAAUGUAUUUAGCUUGUUCCUCUCAUAUUCCAUCCUUUCGCGUAUUUUUUGGUAAUUGUCCUUUUUUAUUUCUCCCUCAAGAUCUCACCCGGGUUUGUCAAUAUCGAUUCAUGACUUCUUUUAAAUCACGAUGCUCAGAAUUGUCCAGUUUCCAAUUAGUUCUGACUGUGACCCUCACAGGUGUCAUCCCAAUAUUUCUUGAGCAUUUGAUUUAAAUCAUUUUCAUAAUUCAUGUUGUGUGUAAAUCUUCAUUGAGAGAGCGCAGGAUAUGCGACCCCUAGAAAUUGGAGUACAUGAAAACGCCCAAACCAACCGCCUGUGGGCAAGACCCACGGCGUUGGCA
Puccinia graminis f. sp. tritici CRL 75-36-700-3 is the source of this 2507-nucleotide messenger RNA. RefSeq lists its product as uncharacterized. NCBI's taxonomy places the organism in Eukaryota, Fungi, Basidiomycota, Pucciniomycetes, Pucciniales, Pucciniaceae. The transcript is spliced from 10 exons. The record is from RefSeq and is a predicted model, not a curated record. The coding region runs from base 154 to 1608 and encodes 484 amino acids. Gene Ontology annotation, cellular component: membrane.